AUGCGGUCGUCGCAGGCGCAUCGCUUCUCCCCGGCCCGCCUGCCGCCGGGUGUGGCGAGGGCGCUGCUGUUGGCGGCGUGGGUGGCGGGAUGGGUGGGGCUGUGCGCGUGGGUGGUGUGGUUCGCGCAUUCGCAGGCCGCCAAUCCGCGGCAGGAGGCGAUGCGAGCGUGGUGUCGCACGCGCGUGCGAUACCUCCAGCAGGACAUCCGAUCGUCCAUCUCCCGCGCGCAGGAGGCAAUCGGGGUGGUACGGACCCUCGGUCACUUUGGCCCGCGCAGCAGCAGCAACCUGAGCUACUGGGGGCUGGCGGGGUGUGUGAAUUACAACUCGAUGAUGGACUAUAACCUCCAGGCGGAUAAAAUAGGCAACUUCAGCACAGGCACCAUCCUCAUGAUCGUCACCCGCCAAGACAGGCCACUAGUGGAGAGCAUAAUAGGCCAUACAAUCCAGUCCGUGCUGGGCCUGCCCGCCCCAAAGAAGGAUCUGUACGGAGUGAACGUGUUUGGCAGCAUCAACCCCGAAUUUCCAGUGCAGCCCUUCACCGACUUCUUUCCUCUCGUCCCCCCGGUUCUCCGCACCAAUCUGCUGAGAGGGCAGACUGUCGCGGGCGCUCCUCUCUCCACUGGACCUGGAUACGUGGCAAUCGUGUUUAUUGUUCCCAUCUUCCGCCAUCCGCUGCCAGCCGGUGCGUCUGUGGAGCAAAUCCGGCGCAGCAUAAGCAGUGCGUGGGCCGGCGUGGUGCAUCUUGAAAUGAUGGCCCGGCAGCUAUUGCACAUGCUUGAAAAUGGGAGCAGCACACACUCAUUUGCCAUGUAUGACAACACUGAAACAGGCGUGCUGAGGCAAAUCUACGGUCCAGAGGAGCCACGAUUGGAAAGCGGUUCUGCCUUCCCCUUUGUGCUGCCGCCGCCUGUGGUUGUGCCUCCCGAGCAUGUGGAGCCGUUCCCUGAGGACAUGAUGGGACGGACGUUUGAAGCACACUGCGGGUUUGAGGGCCCCUACCCCAAGUGGGACCUCGUGUAUGCUCCCAUGCUGCUGGGCUUGCUGGUGUUGCUGGUGGCAGUGCUGCUGUCCACCGUGAUUGCAGUGUUGGUUCGGAAGAAGAGGAGUUUAGAAGCGGAUGUGAAGGAGAUUCAGCUGUGCACGGUCAUCUUGGAGAGAGCUGAGCGGUCCAAGAGUGAGGCGGUGGCCAGCACGUCGCAUGAGCUGCGCACCCCAAUCAUUGGCAUGAUGGGCAUGAUCGAGGAAUUAUUGGAUUCGCCAUUAGAGGAGUGGCAGCAGGAGGACCUGCGGGUGGCGAGGGCGUGUGCGGGCGAGACAGUGGAGCUAAUCAACCGAGUGUUGGACCUCGCCAAGCUGCAGGCCGGCAGGCUGCAGCUCGAGACUCUCCCCUGCUGCUUGCGCCGCAUCGUUCAGGAGGCGACUGCAACUGUUGAACCGGGGAAGAAUCUGCAAGGGCCUGUGAUGACUUCGGUGGUGCAUUUUCUAUUUAUGAAGGAAGGUGUGCAGGACAAGGGUGCCAUGAACAACACGGCAGCCGGCCACAUAGCCAUCCGCCUCUGGUGCAUCCCUCCUCCACAUGCCGCCAGCUCGCCACCUGCUUCAGCCGCUGCUUCCACAGGCGCCACGCAAGCCUCCUCUGAGCCUCCCCCAGAGUCCUCAGGAUAUCCCCAGCUGGCUGGCUGUGUGCAGCGCUUCCCGCCGCCUACACGACUGCUCUGCCUUCCUCAGCGGCAACUAGCCAGCCAGGGGGGGCCUGUGGGCAAUGGGGGUGGGCAGGUGUGCAGCAGAGACGACAUGGGCAGUGCUGAGGAAAGGCAGGGCGGGGAUGGGCGGUUGGAGGAGGAGGUGAGGGAGUGGGUGGAAGGGGCGUGUGCAGUGAGGGCGGAUGGCGAGUGGAUGGUGGUGGUGGCCUGUGAAGACACGGGUGGUGGUAUACCACCCGAGCAGCUGUGGGGGUUGCUAGACCCACAUGGCCUUGCUUGCCACUCGCCGCAUGACAUGCACGGCAACGGGCAGCAUAAAGUCAUGGAGAGAAUACGGUCGCUGGGGAGGGCGGACUCACGGAAGGGCUUGGGGAGGUUGGCAUCGUUGAGGCAGCGGGAUCGCAGCGUGUGGGAUCCGUUGCAGCGCGACCGCAAGGCAGCUGCUGGCCCCCGUUGGACGCCCUACCCUGUUCGCUUCCUGCUCUCCACCUCCCUUGUGAGCUUCCUGCUCUCCACCUCCCUUGUGAGCUUCCUGCUCUCCACCUCCCUUGUGAGCUUCCUGCUCUCCACCUCCCUUGUGAGCUUCCUGCUCUCCACCUCCCUUGUGAGCUUCCUGCUCUCCACCUCCCUUGUGAGCUUCCUGCUCUCCACCUCCCUUGUGAGCUUCCUGCUCUCCACCUCCCUUGUGAGCUUCCUGCUCUCCACCUCCCUUGUGAGCUUCCUGCUCUCCACCUCCCUUGUGGCGGAGAUGCGGGGGGGCAUGGCAGUGCUGUCAGACGCCUCCACAGGCACCACCAUUCUGCUGGCGCUACCCCUGGGGGGAGGGGAGGACGCCGGCAGCAGAGAAGGGAAGGAGGGGAAGGGGGAAGUUGGGAAGUCAGGGGGGGCUGUGGGAGCGCGUGUGGGGCGAGAGAGCGGACCGCGGGUAGGCACGGAGGGGCCAGCUAGUGCUGUCACGGCGCAGCCAGCAGCACCACAGAAGCUGCAGGCGCGAGCGCUGGCUCAUGCGCACACGUUUCCGCAAGCGGGGGUGGAGCGGGCCGGGCCGGGCGUGGAGGGCGUGGGAGGGGCAGAGGGGGUGGUGCGGGGGGUGGUGGCGGGGCGGCGGGUGGCGGUGGUGGAUGACAACGCGGUGAACCGCAUGGUGGCGCGCAGAACGCUGCAGGGCUACGGGGCGCACGUGCUGCUGCUGUGCUCCGGGGAGGAGGCGCUGCAAGCGCUCUCCUCUGCCACGCCCUCCCCGCCCAUCCACCUGCUGCUCCUCGACCUCCACAUGCCGCCCGGCAUUGACGGGUCCGUGCCUUGCCCGACCCUCUCCACCUCUCCGUUACUUCUCCUAGACCUCUCUUUAACCUCUCCGUUAAUUCUCCUAAACCUCUCUAUUUGA
Messenger RNA from Closterium sp. Naga37s-1, 3093 nucleotides. NCBI's taxonomy places the organism in Eukaryota, Viridiplantae, Streptophyta, Zygnematophyceae, Desmidiales, Closteriaceae. The record is from the annotation of a GenBank genome assembly.